Messenger RNA from Etheostoma cragini (Arkansas darter), 686 nucleotides. RefSeq names its product galactose-specific lectin nattectin-like. The transcript is spliced from 7 exons. The record is from RefSeq and is a predicted model, not a curated record. The coding region runs from base 19 to 492 and encodes 157 amino acids. Lineage: Eukaryota; Metazoa; Chordata; Actinopteri; Perciformes; Percidae. Gene Ontology annotation, molecular function: signaling receptor activity.
GGCAGCACCUCAGUAAAGAUGACAUCAGUCUGUCUGAUUUCUGUGUUGCUCUGUCUGUCCAGCGGACUGCUGGCUGCUGAUGGUGCCCCCCCCUGCCCUCCUGAUUGGACUCAGUUUGGCUCUCGCUGUUUUGCUUUCUACAUCCAGACAAAGACCUGGCUCGAUGCAGAGACCUUCUGCAUCGCUGCUGGAGGGAAUCUGGCUUCCAUCCGCUCAGCUGAGGAACAGACAUUCCUCAAAGACUUCAUUAACAAAGUGUCCGGAACCCAGAACCCCUCCUGGAUUGGAGGCAGUGACGCAGUGAAGGAGGGUACGUGGAUGUGGUCUGAUGGAUCCAAAUUCAACUACAAAAGCUGGAAUGAGGGGCAGCCUGACAACUGGUUAGGACAGGAGAACUGUCUUGUGAUGAGCUGGCUCUCUACAGGAAACUGGAACGACUGGGUGUGUUACAACCAGGCUUCCUUUGUAUGCUCCAGGAACCUGUCUGUGUGACUGUGACACACCAUCAUGAUGUCACUACAUCUCAUCUCUAAUCUCUAUCAUUGAUUAACUUUCAGUUUGUUCUGCAGACAGAAACAUUUCUCUGCUGACAGAUGACUCACUUUCACUUGUUAAUUAUCUGAAGAGUUAGGGAACAGUUCACAUUUGGUUUUAAAAUCAGACAGAAACUGGCUCACUGAGCUGGA